Penicillium salamii is the source of this 1269-nucleotide messenger RNA. Lineage: Eukaryota; Fungi; Ascomycota; Eurotiomycetes; Eurotiales; Aspergillaceae. The record is from the annotation of a GenBank genome assembly.
AUGGAGACCAUGAACGACCCUUGGUCGCUGCUGUCGGAGGCUGGCAAGGUCAUCAACCCACAGCUACUCCCCUACGCCGCAGGCCUACUGCUCGCCUGGCCAGUGGUGACAAUCAGCCUACGUUUCCAACGACUGCGUCAAAUGCACAAAAAAUAUGACUAUCCCACACGAGAAUCGAUGGCCAAGAUGACCGACGACGAUGCAUUCAACAUCCAAAAAACUAUCGCACAGCUAGAAUUCCCAUUCAUGUUCAUCAAGAGCCUGCAAUUCGCUUUAUUCAGGACUUAUGGCAUCCCCUCAAUCUCCACCCUCCUCACCAAAACCAGCCAGUUCUCCAACCCAGAGACCUCCCUGAAGCGCUACGCAGAUACCGUCGCUCUCGUACAGGAGAUGGUCGGGAACGACCCGACUUCUCAACGCGCGUAUCUGGGUCUCGCACGGACGCGCUACCUGCACAGCGGGUACAGGGAUUCAGGGAAGAUCCUGGAUGAUGACAUGCUCUAUACACUAGCGCUGUUUGCUCUCCAGCCAAUCCGGUUCAUCAAUCGCUUUGAAUGGCGAUCUCUCAGCGAUAUGGAACGCUGCGCUAUUGGCACUUUCUGGAAAAGUGUCGGUGAUGCGCUAGAUAUCACUUAUGAGAAAUUACCCUCGGGUAAGGCAGGUUUCGUCGAUGGUAUUCAAUGGCUUGAGGAGAUUGAUGCGUGGAGUGAGGAGUAUGAAGACAAAUUCAUGGUUCCUCACCAGAAGAAUCGGGAAACAGCUGAUCAGACCACUGCGGUACUACUUUACAUGCUCCCGAAGGCUCUGCAUCCCGUUGGAUUGCAGUUUGUCUCAUACAUGAUGGACCCGAGAUUGCGGAAGUCGAUGUACUAUGAGCCGCCCUCCGCAUUAUCCAGCGCAUUCUUCUCGGCAUUGCUCACGGCCCGAAGGCUAGCUAUUCGCUACUUGUCGCUUCCAAGACCUUACUCCCAGCGCUAUGUUUCAUUUACCGAAAAGCCCGACAAAGAUGGCCGCUUCUUCUUCACCCAGUGGGACGCAGCGCCUUACUAUGUCAAAGCAACUUUCUGGAACAGAUAUGGCCCAACAGCGUGGCUAACCUGGGCUCUGGGACGGCCUGUGCCCGGUGAUGAAGGAGACAAGUAUUAUCCUAACGGAUACGUUAUCCCGAAUCUCGGGCCCAAGAGUUUCGAGGGGAAGGGCGGCAAGCAAUUGGACGAAACGCUGGAAGAGCUGAAGGGGUAUCGGACUGGAAAAUGCCCUUUCCACUAG